Messenger RNA from Pomacea canaliculata, 5208 nucleotides. RefSeq names its product cingulin-like. Lineage: Eukaryota; Metazoa; Mollusca; Gastropoda; Architaenioglossa; Ampullariidae. The record is from RefSeq and is a predicted model, not a curated record.
GUCUAUAUGCUGACUGAGCAUGGGAGAUGAGCUGGUGCUCUUGUAAGUACGCCCAGAACUGUGUCAAAACUACUUUCUCUAUGAUAUUUGAGAGAAAAGACAAGUUGGAAGCUGGGUGAUAGUUGUUCAACAUGUUGACGUCAAGCGGGAUUUCUUAAGAAGUGGCUUCACCAGGGCUUUUAAACAAAGAUGGGAAAACGCCUGACAAGAUCAUGGCAGUUGGAGCUGACAGCUCAGCUGUGAUCACUGGGCACCGCGGUGGGGCAAUAUAUCUGCCAGAACAUCACGCUGGUCGCCCUUUGCGGUGGUUUAUUUGCUCUUUAUACUUGAAGGAGCCUCCAUUCCACCAGCUCUGCAAAACACUCAGUUGGUCCAACUGAAGGACCCACACUGUGGAAGGGACCAAUGUCUAUGCAUUGGUUAAAUUGCACAUCAUUGCCACUUUCUGCAUAAGGAUUUCGACUCAUUGCCGACUGUGAUCCUCUUUCAGAAAUCGAAGUCAGCAAACUCAGUAAUGACCAAGCCUACUUGUACAAAAUGAUCAUAGCUAUUAGAAGUGGAAGCAUCAGUGACGAUUUACUGCAGGAAAAGCCUGGGUCCAUGUCGAUGGCCAGAUGGCUCACAACUGCUAGCAGGAUAUGGGGGCUGUAUGUGGCAAAAGUGCAACCAAGUAACGAACUGUAUUCCCUGGCACACUUCAUCGUCUACUGCUAUAGACCUGUAUGAUUUAGCAUCAAGUGUCACCCAAAAUGCACCCACGAACCAAAGCCCUUGCUUCAACAAAUUAAGCAACAGAGUUUAUCAUCGGCCAGCAGGAAUAUAACAUGGCCCGCAGUACAACGAAACACAUACUUGGGCCCAUCAGGAGAAUGUUCUUCUGUGGAUGCUUGGAGAUGACGAUAGAGUCAAAAGAAAGACAGCAGUAGACAUAAUAAAGACCACUUGCCAAUCAGCUGGUGGGUCUCAAAAGCAAACCAGAGAAUUCCCACUACCCAAACUAAAAAGAGAAUGCUCAAACAUUGCAAUGGAAGCACUCUCAAAAAGCACCUCUGAGAUGAAGAACUCUAGCCACUCAGUCCUUCAUUAGAUACCUUGCCACUCUCAGGGAGUGGAAUGCUAUGUCAGGACAGUGAGUGAGGCAUCAAAAUCAGUCUGUGGGAUGGAUGCAAGGGAUGGUUACAUUCCAGCUGUCAUCAGGUCAAGAGACUUUAUGCUGUCAUUUCAGACUUUCUUUUACCUUGUGACUAGAAAUGAAAACCGGUGCCUAUACUAUUGAUAAUUAUUGUCUAACACUGCAAAUGUUAUCAGAAACUGAUUUUUCUUGCAGUUAUUAAAUAUUUUGACAAAAGAGGAAACAGUUAAAAAAAAUUAUUUUUGUCUUUUAGGGGCAGAAAAGGGAGGUGUUCUCCUGGUUGCAGAUUACUUUGCUGUACAUUUUUGAACUUCGCAUACCUGGUUGUACAAAACCCCAAAUGUGCUUGUUGAUCCAUUACAAUUCAUUGGAUGACCAUGGGCGUGUAUUUAUGGACUGAUUGUACGCCGAGACUCACUCUUGGCCUCUUGCGAAGUGAUCCGCUGUUAGUCUCGGCGAGCCGUAACAAAAAAAAAUGUGAAUAAACCGUAAGCUAUAUCGUUUAAUGCCUCGUUUUAGUACUUAAUCGAAAAUGUGAAUAAUACUGGAAGCUUACUGGUAUGGAGCCUCGUUCUAGCAGUGAAGUGAAAAAAAAAAAAAAAAAAAAAAAAUCGUCUGCCAGCUGUCCAUCCGUGGGAUGACGCUGAACCCUACUCCACAUAUUUGGCGUAAGCAUUAUUUUAUUAGUAUGAACUUGAUGAAGUGAGACACUAAUUCUGUUUUCACUAAUCGUUCUUGAUAUAUGAACAAAAUAAUGUUGAGCGUAAAACACCUCGUGCUCCACUUCGACUGCUAAUCGAACAUUGUUUCAUCACUUCCGUUUUAGGACCGGUCAGGUAAGCAGCAAUUACUUCCUCACAAACGUUUAGUAGCACCGCAAGUAACGAAAACUCAGCCUAACGGUUGCUAUAAAUUUUUUUUUUAUGUCUCACAAAGUUUUAAAUCUUUUCGAAUUUCGUCAAAGUUAAAAUGGAUUAAGCCGCCAACAGUGCGGAGCAGACCGUUGCCAUGCACAGCAAAGUUGGAUCACGAACUUGCAUUACCGUGGUUGGAUGUAAUUUGCGCUGUGCGGAAAGGGUGUGGGUAAUCGGGAUACCCCGCCCAAACUCCCGGUGACCAAUUGUUUAAGAGAACAGAUUGUCACAUUCAGGGAGAGUGCUUGGAAAAGAGAUCACAACACAGGACCUGAUCGACACUGACAAGUUAAAGCUUCAAAGACUAACACUGAGGAAAAUCAAAACGUCAAAGACUUUAAUAAUAUAAAUAGCAUCAGUCUCAAGAACAUCAUACAGCAGAUUAUUUGUGAGAAUUAUGGCAGGUGUACCUAAGAUAACUGAGCCAGUAGGUAUACAGACACCAGAUGUUCAUGAAUGGAGGCGUUCUUUACGUUUGUCAAGCUCAUCAGAUGCUGUGCGCAAUACACCAUCUCAGACUAUGCCUACAGUAAGGUCACGAACUCCAUCUCCAAGUACUCGUAGUGGUUCACAAAAUCCUUCAUCAAGAAUCACCAUCGUAAAGCAUUCCAAAGAUGUUGGCCAGACAGUGUCCACAAAGUCUUCAGUCAGCAGCAUCUUGCAUAAAAGUACAGGCAACAUGGCUGAUUUAAAUUUUAGCAGCAAAACUAGCAAGUCUGGUGAAUUGGCAAACAUUGAAGUAGAGUACAUUCGCAACUUGCAGCAACAGAUCUAUUUUCUAGAACUGGAAGCCAAUUAUUUAAGAGAACAGACCCACAAAGCCACUCGCUUGCACUCUCAGAUGGUGCUUGAAGCUGAGCGUAUGGUGUCCAAGCUUCGUGAUAUGCAAGGAGAGAUAGAUGACAUGAAUGUCGAGAUGCAAAGAAAGGAGUCCAAGAUCAAUAUUAUAGCUGCUGAAAAGGAUAAACUUGAAAGCCAGCUUCAUGAAGAAGAGGUGGCAAGAGGAAAGGACAAACAACUACUCAUAAAUGAAGUUGUAACCCUAAAAACUGAAAAGGAUCGUCUGGAGCAAGAAUUGAACCAUAAAGACAACCAGUUACUGGAAGCUAAAUCUGAAAUAGACAAAAGUACUAUUGCACUAAAAAAUUCUGAGAGACAAAUCCAGACACUUAAAGCCCAGUUAGAGCAGAGAAUUGAACAGCAUAGACUCACUCAGCUGGCCCUAGAUGACAAGCGGACAGAGCUCGUUUCAAUGGAAACACAACUACGAGAGGUAGAAGAGAAGUAUUACAACAGUACCAUUCAAAUACAGGACAAGGUCACCCAAGACCUCAGGGAUGAAAUUCGCUUUCUGCGUCAGAAGCAAAAAGAGACUGAGCUUAGUGCUGAAAAGGAGCGCUACCUUUGUGAUAAGAUUAAUGAAGAUAGUUCACAUCUGGUGCGUGAAAAUGCUUCACUCAGUCAGCAAAUUUUUGAGCUGCAGAAACAGCUUGAAAGGGAAAAGAGGUUGCAUGAAAACAAUGAGCAGCGUCAUUCACUUAGAAUCAAUGAGAUGGUGGUUCUUCGGGACAAGGAGAGUGCUCUGAGACUGGAAGUGGACAGAUUGACUGAGCAACUCAGAAAGGAACAGGAAACAAACCAGUGCAUCCUGGAUCAGCCUCCUUUAGGCAUUUGCCAUGCAGGGGGAACCAUGUCGGGGGAGAAUGGGAUCCUGGAGGUUGAGGUCCCUGAUGCUGUCACAAAAGGAAACAUCCUGAGUGCUGCAGAACUGAAGGUGAACAAGCUUCAAUCCCGAAUCAAUGAACUUGAGGGUCUUCAUCAGGGUAGCGAUGCAGGCGCCCAACUCAGACGAGACAAAAUUCUACUAGUAGAUCAUGUGGCAGAGUUGCAGAAAAAGGUAGAACAAAAAGAUCACACUAUCAUUGAACUGAAAGCUGAAGCAGCCAGCAUUGAGACUCAUCUAAAGAAGGCCGAAUAUCAAAAAACACUGGAGCUUAAUGCGCAGUCACAGAAAUGGGAAGAGUUUGGGCGUUUGGCAGAGAGCAUGCGCAGUCUUUCCUCAACUAUGGCUCAGACAACUUUCCCACGAAGUAGGAACAGACUUUAUCAAUUCUGAGCUCAGUAAGCUUCAAGCUGACCAUUGUAUUUAAACACCUAUAAAAAUAGAUUUUUUUAAUAUCCAAAUGAAGGGCUCAACACAAGAAAGUGGUUUGCUUUUGUAGAAUUUGGAAAAUGUGAGUGCACCAUUAGAAUAUAUGUCCACUGAUUAGAUCAGUUGGAGUUUAAUAAGCAGGAAUGAGUAUGUAUUUUUAUUUGAUUUUAAAAGCUAGAAAACAGCAAAGUACGUUGAUUUAUUGUACAAGAAACAUGAGCUACAUCUAUACAGCAGUUCAGCUGCAGUGAUUUAAAAGGACUGAUUCCCUUUACACAUAAGUAUGUCAUCAACAGUUUCGGUGGCAGAAAAGGGGUGAUAAAUUUCAGUAGAUGGUACAAUCCCCCGAGGACUUCAUGAUCCAUCGACAUUUAGCUUUAUAACACUGACAUUUAUCCACCAGAAAGUCAUUUCAUUAACCAAAUGAUUUAUUUGGGAGUAGACAUGGCGCUUGGUUUGCGAUGUUUGCCUCAACUCGGCCGACUGGACAAAGUGGCACCUCUAUAACUCUAUGAAAACCUGUCAUGAACAAUUUGGAUCUAAUUGUAAUUGUAAUUGUCAUUCACCUUCAGGAAAACACUCCAGCAAAAUGUUCAGACUAUUCUUUAUCUUUUUGAUGCUGCUGCUAUGUAUCAAUAUAUCAAAACAGUCCCUUACUUCUGCAUUUACCUCAUCGGAUCAAGGUAAACAAAACAGUUUUUGGCUGUAGUGUAGAGAAGGAUAAAAAGAAAAUCAUGACUGAACCAAUUUGAGGUGCUUUUCACUAUAUCUGCUUCUGAAAACUCUGUAAUUUGAUGUGAAACUAGUUUGAAUUAGGACUUUUCCUGAUAAAGGCGUUACGCAGUGUUUUUUAUUGACACUUGUCACAUUUGUAUUCUCCUGUUGAUGUUUAUUGCCUUCAUGGUGAUUCUACAUUUCGUUAUCAUAUACCAUGAGCUGGACAGUCGGAAUCAUUGGUAUUGGCAGAAUCAAUAAAUCAUUGACUGUGUAACAGUCAUUUGUGUAGCAAA